AUGUUCAACAGUAAAGAGUCCCCAGCGCCAGCCAUAGCACCCCACGGCGAAGAAAUAUGGUACAAAGUCAGCACCCCAGAAUACGACACGGUAGCCCACGAUCCCCUAGACCCUCCCAAGCGCUACCAUACCGGUAUCUUCGUCGAAACCGACCCGGAGACGUCCAAAGGAACGCAGUUCCACGUCACCGGCGACAUCAUCGCUGCGAGUGGCAUGCGGUUCGAAGUGAAAAACAACUACGUACCGGGAGAGACCAAAUAUUUUCACGGAACCACGGACAUUGGAUGGAUUCGCAAGGCGGAUUAUCCGAGAAUAAGACCUAUCUUGGAGGCUUUGCCUAGACCGACCAAACAGCAGGGCAUUGACUUUUGGAGCAAGGAUCCGAGAAGGCGGAAUAAGCUUACGUGGACGAAGGAGAAUGAGGAAGUUUAUGGGCCUGCCGAGCAGCGACGGCCGGUUAUGAAGUGUAAUGAAUGGACACAUCAGCUUGCGAUUCCGAAGUUGCGACAAGAAGGGAUCUUACAUACCUCACUUUGA
Messenger RNA from Aspergillus melleus, 537 nucleotides. RefSeq lists its product as uncharacterized. The record is from RefSeq and is a predicted model, not a curated record. NCBI's taxonomy places the organism in Eukaryota, Fungi, Ascomycota, Eurotiomycetes, Eurotiales, Aspergillaceae. The transcript has a single exon. The coding region runs from base 1 to 537 and encodes 178 amino acids.